AUGGACCAUUGUGCAGAACACAAGGACCUUUCCGUCACCGAGACGGUCCGUGAAACGGCCAGCGAUGAGUAUUCCAAUGACACCCUAGACCACCCGGACACGCUGGAGCUCUCCCGGAUCAAUACCUAUCGGCUUCAGCAACGGGCGACAGUGGGAUCAACGAGGGGCCCUCUCCCAAGAGAAAAAUGGCUCCCGAUGGGCGCAGGGAAGGAGUAUCCGCCGUCACUCCCAGAUCCCGAAACGUUUGUGGUGGAAUUCGACGGUGCCGACGAUCCUCUACAUCCAUAUAAUUGGACGCUACUGCGGAGGAUAUGUCUCGUAUGCAUCCUCUGUUUCGGCACGUUUGUCGGAUCCUUCACGAGUGCCGUGUUCUCCGCCGCCAUCGGCCCGAUUAGCGAAGAGUUUCAUAUUGCACGGGAGAUCGCGUCGCUGGGAGUGACCCUGUUCGUCCUCGGAUUUGCCGCGGGGCCGACGAUCUGGGCCCCGGCAUCAGAGUUGAUCGGACGGCGCUGGCCGCUGUCGAUUGGAAUCUUCGGCUGCGGCAUCUUCACGGUGGCCUGCGCUACUGCCAACGAUGUGCAGACAAUCAUGCUUACGCGCUUUUUUGCGGGACUCUUUGCUGCUAGCCCUAUCUCAAUCGUCCCCGCCGUGUUUGCGGACCUAUUUCCGACUGCGCAGCGCGGCAUUGUCAUGUCCAUAUUUUGCAUGGCCGUUUUCAUUGGCCCAUUCGCGGCUCCUUUUGUGGGCGGCUUUAUUGUUAUGAGCGACCUUGGCUGGCGGUGGACGAUGUAUAUCUCCGCCAUCAUGGUCUUUCUCGGCUUCCUUCUGGUCCUGGUCGGGCUGGACGAAACCUAUGCGCCGGUGAUAUUGGUGCGCAAGGCGGCGGUCCUGCGUCGCCAGACUCACAACUGGGGAAUCCACGCCAAGCAGGACGAAGUUGAGGUGGAAUUCAUGGAGCUCGUUCGAAACAACUUCACCCGACCACUGACCAUGCUGGUAACGGAGCCAAUUUUGCUCCUGGUUUCGCUGUAUAUCUCCUUCAUCUACGGACUCAUCUAUGCCCUCCUGGGCGCAUACCCGGUUGUCUUCCAGGGCGUAUAUGGCAUGACCAUGGGAGUUGCUGGCUUGGCUUUCAUCGGGAUCAUUAUUGGCGAACUUCUCGGGGGAGUGUAUAUCCUGACACUGCAGGGGUCGUAUAUACGCAAGCUUGACGCUAAUGACGGCCAGCCUGUUCCGGAAUGGCGCCUCACACCGGCUGUCGUCGGAGCAGUAGCCUUUGCUAUUGGAAUGUUCUGGUUCGGAUGGACAGGGUAUACUGCUUCGAUCCACUGGCUGGCCCCUGUUGCGUCCGGUGUGUUGACUGGAUUCGGUAUCUUCUGCAUCUUCCUCCAAUGUUUCAAUUAUAUCGUCGACUGCUACCCUACCUUGGCUGCUUCCACCAUUGCCGCGAAUACUAUCCUCCGCUCUGCAGUUGGGUGCGCCUUUCCUCUGUUUUCCCAUCAAAUGAUGGAGAACCUGGGGGUUCAGUGGGCUGGUACCAUGCUUGGGUGUCUAGCCGUGCUUAUGAUCCCGAUCCCGGUUGGGUUCAAGGUUUACGGACCGUGGCUGCGACAAAAGAGUAGACUUGCUGGUGCAUCAGUGCUGACUCCCGAGAAGCAAGGCGUGGUAUGA
Molecule: messenger RNA, 1671 nt
Organism: Aspergillus ochraceoroseus IBT 24754
Lineage: Eukaryota; Fungi; Ascomycota; Eurotiomycetes; Eurotiales; Aspergillaceae
Product: MFS transporter
Exons: 3
Coding region: 1-1671 (556 amino acids)
Biological process (GO): transmembrane transport
Molecular function (GO): transmembrane transporter activity
Source: RefSeq, a predicted model, not a curated record